AUGCCAAAUCCUAGGGCCAAUAGAGAAUGUGUAAUGCACAAUCUCGUGGUUUGUGGUGCUGUUGAUGCGCGAUCUCCCAUCGACGCGGCCAUAUUUUCAGGUUUUAUGGGUACCUCAAUGACCCUCGAACAUGCUGCUGAGGGUGUUGAAAUAACGGUCCUCUCCUGUUUUCCACUGGGUGAACACUUCAAUUUUCUGGAAACUAAGGCUCCUCCAAUAACUAUCAUCAAAUGGGGAGUAUUAGGGCCUAGCCAGACUCCAUUGUUUACAUACUCUAAAACACAAUGGAUAACAAGGUCUAACGAAUGGUUCGAAUAUGUUAACCCAGAAGAUAUCUUUAAAAGAGUCAUAGCCUGGAUACAAGAUAAAGCACAUAGCGUGGCCGAAAAUGAUGUGAUAAACAUAUUUUUCGAGGCACAUGGAACAAUGAAUGGGGAGAUAUGCCUAGGAUCUAAGUACCUCGAAACUUCCAAAGUGGCCGACUUACUCUCGCAAUUCCCCACAAGCUGUCAAGCGAAUGCGGUUGGACGUCAUUGCUACUAUGGACGGUUCCGCAAUGUAAUCAAAGCUGAUGGUCAGAUACCACGACAUGCCAUUGCCGAUUGUGGACCCGUGGAAGCAGUACAUUUUGCUGCCACACGUUCAGUCAGUAACAGAAUCAGGAUGAUCCAUUCCUCGCUCCCCUUCGUUCGGUCUCUGGCCCAAGUUAGUUUCCCAUGGCUGCCUCGACAGGUCCAUCCGCCUGUACCUACGGCUGAACAUGAAACAACUCUAAGGGAGGCAAUACGGAGAAUCACUCCAUCGCUCGCCCGGGAGUGUCAAGCCGAAACUUAUGCUUCCAGUCUAUCACCAGAGAUCAGGGCAUCAGUGGCACUAUUGGAAGAAUUGGUUUUGCGUGAUCAUGUUGAUGUCAUGUUCCUUAAGCAAACAGUCAACAGAAGACGACGCUCAGAGUGGCCUACCCUUGACCUUCAACUAAUGCAGCAAACACGCAGGGUCAUACCUCCAUCUAGUGGCUCUCUAGCUAGGAGAAUCCAGGAGCAUGUCCAUGAAGCUGCUGCCGACUGUGACUUUGAUAAUGCACUGAGGGACGACGGUCCGAUUUUGGGACGACUAGAGUACCCGAACACCCCAUAUGAUGGCAUACUACGAGCCCUUUACUAUAGAGGUAGAGCGCAAUCUGCAGUGUGGGAUUUAUUUCUUAUCCUCUGCGAACAAGGUUUUUUCAAUCUUGAGGCAAGCUUGGAACAGCCAAUAAAUUGCUACUCAACUCCUGAGUCGCUGUGCAACGUGUUGAAUUUACUACUGUGCUUAAAGAGCCGUACGAAGCUGAAGCUUGUGUACCAAAUAAUUCCAACACCAGCUUAA
Molecule: messenger RNA, 1368 nt
Organism: Trichophyton rubrum CBS 118892
Lineage: Eukaryota; Fungi; Ascomycota; Eurotiomycetes; Onygenales; Arthrodermataceae
Exons: 1
Coding region: 1-1368 (455 amino acids)
Source: RefSeq, a predicted model, not a curated record